UGCCCGCUACCACCUACUUGUACGGAUGGGGGCCCUCUUGUUCAUGGACAAGUCUGCGGACCGGGUCUCACUGGUGCCUCUGCAGUUGCUCAACCUAGUCAGCAAUGCGAGACGGUAUAGCUGGGGUAGUGCAGCAUUGGCCUGGCUGUAUAGGCAACUUUGUGGUGCAUCGAAGAAGGAUGCGAUGCAGAUUGGAGGAGCACUCUUGUUGGUGCAGCUAUGGGCCUAUUCAAGGUUCCCACAAUUAUGCCCUGUUGUGAGGCCGCCUCUACCGCCAGUGCACUCAGGGCCCCUUGCCAUUAGGUGGAGCGGGCCAAAAUGCACCGCAGAGCAUGCCACACACGUCCUUGCUGCGUACCGGGCGUCACUGGCUACACUACGGGCCGAGCAGAUUGUAUGGGAGCCGUACACACAUACGCUAGGCUCCCUACCUGCGUAUUGCACUGCUGGGCAGCAUAUUUGGAGGGCCGAGGUGCCGUUGAUAUUCUUUUGGAUAGUGGAGUGGCAUCAUCCUGAGCGAGUCCUCCGUCAGUUUGGGAUGAAGCAACCAGUUCCAAGUGUCGUGGAUACGUCGACUACCCUUCACAAGAUAUCCCUUCAGGGUAAAUGGGAGAAGAACUGGGAGGUAGAACAUGAUCCCUUUAUUCGGCAAUGGGCCAACCGAGUGAAUGUAGUUCGCGGGUCCGAUCUCCUAGACGAUGAUGAUACGUAUCUCGUUGAGUACAUGAUGUGGUACAAUCGCCACACAAGGCGGUACAUAACACCAGAGUCUGCGUAUUGGGAACUCAUGGUUCGGACGAUGAUUAGGUCUAUACAGAGGUGCGAUGAAGGUUCUGACAUGCACACUGACCUUACAUUUACACUAGAGCUUGUGGAGGAGCUAGGCCGACUUAAAUUGGCGAAUGCGCUUGCAGAAGCAGUUGACAUUGGUACACAGGCCCCAGUUCGUGGCGGGCAACGUGGUGGGUCUCGUGGGGGUGGACAUCGUGGAGGUGGUCAAGCUGGUCCCAGCCGUACGACCGAGUCAGCUCCCAUCUACGAGGAAGGGAAUGAGUCGGGUGCAGAAGAGGCAUGGCUUGGCACUGAUUGGGUACUGUCUGAUGACGACGGCAGGACACCGCGAUGCACGCCUGGCGAUGGUGCUGGGCCAUCCCAUAGCGUCGAUCAUCAGGGCACUGUUCUAGCCCACACUACAUCCUAUGGUGCUAGCACGGACUAUGAGGGCCCUCCUCGUAUGUCGCCCCUAGUUUUCAGUGGAUCUGCCCAUGAUGGUGGAUGCAUAUUUGUCCCCACACCAGGCAUGCCCACCCCACCUCUAGUGCAUGUGGACCCCACCAUGUUAGCUCCAUCUCAAACCCCCCACGGAGAGGCUGUACAGAUUGAGCAGAUACCGACUGAGGACAUUGAGCCAGUGGAGGCUUUACGGAGAUCGUGA
Messenger RNA from Quercus lobata, 1435 nucleotides. Its product is annotated as serine/threonine-protein phosphatase 7 long form homolog. The transcript has 4 exons. NCBI's taxonomy places the organism in Eukaryota, Viridiplantae, Streptophyta, Magnoliopsida, Fagales, Fagaceae. The coding region runs from base 26 to 1435 and encodes 469 amino acids. The record is from RefSeq and is a predicted model, not a curated record. Gene Ontology annotation, biological process: meristem maintenance; meristem development.